AUGUCUACUACAGUACAUAGUCUUCGUAGAAUAGUUCCUUUACAGAAUACGGACGAGAUGCGAAUGACCCGACAGAAUCUUCUUAAGAGAAUGUCUGAUACGGAACUUACAGCUCUUGCUGCUGUGCUUCAAGGGGGUAUACGGUCAGAUAGAGCCAGCUGUUAUAAAUAUAUUAUACGCGCCUUGAACAACACUGUUGGAGACUCCCUGCGCGACACUGUAAACAGGGUACAAGAGCUACAAGGAUCGAGAUUUAAACAGUUGCUAGAUGCCCUUAUCUCAAUAGGAGAAUAUGAAAAGAAAUUCAAUGACAGGCUAUUGGGUGAGUAUCUCCAAUAA
This is a messenger RNA of Aspergillus pseudonomiae, 339 nucleotides long. RefSeq lists its product as uncharacterized. NCBI's taxonomy places the organism in Eukaryota, Fungi, Ascomycota, Eurotiomycetes, Eurotiales, Aspergillaceae. The record is from RefSeq and is a predicted model, not a curated record. Bases 1 to 339 code for a protein of 112 amino acids. The transcript has 3 exons.